UCUCCGAGUCUCGCACUUGCUCUGCCUUUCACCGUUUCGCGUUGCGAAACUGUCUCUCUCUCUCUCUCUCUCUCUCUCUCUCUCUCUCUCUCUCUUGUAAUCGCGAGUUCGUCGCACGAAAUCUCUGGAUUUAGCCAAGCCAAUCUCCUUUUCCUUCGAUCCCAAUUUGCCCUAAUUUAUAUCUCGCGGUUCGACGAUAAAUCGGUUUCCCAAAUCUUUUUUCUUUUGUUUUUCCAGCCAAGCCCUAGACUUACGACCCUUUACCAAAUUCCGAUAAUGGGUCCGCGAUUUCCCUCGGUUAAUCGAAGAUCUGGGACCUGAUCUGGGGCUUUAUUCGGCUCGAAUUUCGCGAAUCUAGGGUUUCUCUGUUGAAUUCGACUCCGAAUUGAUGUUUCUUUUCAAGGACGUGGUUGCGAUCGAUUCAGAAAUCAAGGAAGAUGGAGGGCUAUGCAUGGGUCGGGAGGUGAGAAGUGGAAACGGAGUCGGCACAUGUGGCCGGUCCCUAAUUCGACCGCGACGACUGUAGUUGUGAACGAUUCAAACACUCUCGAUUUCUUCUGCAAAGAUGGACGCAAAAUUCGAGUUGGUGAUUGUGCACUUUUCAAGCCACCUCAGGAGUCUCCACCUUUCAUCGGAAUAAUUCGUAGGCUGACAUUAGACAAGGAGGACACCCUCAGUUUAGGUGUAAAUUGGCUUUAUCGACCUGCUGAUAUAAGACUUGCAAAAGGGAUCUUGCUAGAAGCUGCCCCAAACGAGGUCUUUUAUUCCUUUCACAAGGAUGAGAUUCCCGCUGCAUCAUUACUCCAUCCCUGUAAAGUCGCAUUUCUUCGUAAAGGUGUUGAACUUCCUCCAGGGAUAUCCUCAUUUGUAUGCAGACGAGUGUAUGAUAUUGAGAACAAGUGUUUAUGGUGGUUAACUGACAAAGAUUAUAUUAAUGAACGACAAGAAGAAGUAGAUCAUCUAUUAGACAAGACAAGACUAGAAAUGCAUGGGGCAGUGCAGUCAGGAGGCCGUUCUCCAAAACCCUUGAAUGGUCCGUCGUCAGCACCGCAAUUGAAAUCUGGCUCUGAUAGUAUACAAAAUAGCACAUCCUCUUUUUCUUCGCAGGCUAAGGGAAAGAAGAGGGAACGGGGUGACCAGGUCUCUGAUUCCGCUAAACGUGAGCGUUUAUCUAAGACGGAGGAUGGCGAUUCAGGUCAAUUCAGGCCUGAAAAUAUGUUAAAGUCUGAAAUUGCCAAAAUAACUGACAAAGGAGCGCUUGUGGACUUUGCUGGGGUUGAGAAGUUAGUCCAGCUCAUGCAACCUGACAGUGCCGAUAAGAAGUUAGAUUUGGCUGGCAGAAUAAUGCUUGUUGAUGUAAUAGCAGUCACUGACAGAUAUGAUUGUCUUGGACGAUUUGUUCAUCUUAGGGGUUUACCUGUACUGGAUGAAUGGCUUCAAGAAGUCCAUAAGGGGAGGAUUGGUGAGGGCAGCAGCCCCAAAGAAAGUGAUAAAUCUGUUGAGGAAUUUCUUUUAGCAUUACUUCGUGCACUUGAUAAGCUGCCUGUAAAUCUUCAUGCCCUUCAGACUUGUAACGUGGGCAAGUCUGUCAACAACUUGCGCAGUCACAAAAAUUCUGAAAUUCAAAAGAAGGCUAGAACUUUGGUGGACACAUGGAAGAGACGCGUUGAAGCUGAGAUGAAUAUGAAUGAUGCAAAAUCUGGAGCAGGUCGUGGUGUUUCAUGGCCUAACAAGCCUGCUUCUUCUGAAGUUUCUCAUGUUGGGAGCAGACGAGUGGGAAAUUCUGCUGAGGUUGGCUCGAAGAGCUCCAUUGUACAACCUUCUGUCUCUAAAACUCAAGUUAAGCCUGGUACUGGGGACGCUGUUUCCAAAUCAUCUGCAUCUCCUGGUUCUACUAAACCGGUGAAUGCAUCAGUGGGUAGCCCGAAGGAUCAAAACUUCAGAAUGUUAGUUGGUGCCGGUUCCUCAGAACUUCCUUUGACACCAAUUAAGGAGGAAAAAAGUAGCAGUUCUAGUCAGUCCCAGAACAAUAGCCAGUCGAGUGAUCAUGCAAGGAGCUCAACUGCGGGUUCUGUGAGUGCGAAUAGAGUCUCUAGCAGUGCUUCACGUCAUCGGAAGUCGAGCAAUGGCGUUCAGGGGUCGUCUAUCUCAGGAGCUCAGAAGGAAAGUGGGCCUGGAAAAGUUAGUACGCCAAGUAGAAGUCUAAAUUCCGAAAAACCAUCAAUUACUGGAGUAUCCCAUGAGAAACUUGCUGAUGACCAUGGAAGUAGUCGACUUAUCGUAAGGUUGCCAAACACUGGUCGGAGCCCUGCAAGAGGUGCCUCUGGAAGCUCUUCUGAAGAUCCUGUUGCUACUUCAGGUAGAGCUUCUUCGCCUGCAGAAAAGCAUGAUAACCAUGAUAAAAGAACGAAAGGCAGAAAUGAUGCUGUUCGUACUAAUGUUUCAUCAGAUGUGAACUCAGAUUUAUGUCAGGGCAGGGAUGGUGGGAUUGAAGAGGGUAAUGUGCUCCCUGCUUGUGGAGAUCAACAAAGGGCUGGUGAAGAUGGUGAAAAACCAACAGAAGCACCUAAAGUGGCGGGUUCUUUUUCGAAAAUGAUGUCCAGAUCAGGGAAAUCAUACGAGGCGUCUUUAAGCUCGAUAAAUGCUCUUAUUGAAAGCUGUGCCAAGAUUUCUGAAGCUAGUGCUUCUGGUUCUCCAGUGGAUGACGUAGGGAUGAAUCUGCUUGCUAGUGUGGCUGCCGGAGAAAUGUGUAAAUCGGAUAACGUGUCACCAUCAGGUUCUCCUGCAAGAAAUCCAUCUACGCCUGAGGGAUCAACCUCAGGCAAUGAUGGCAAGUUGAAACAACUAACUGAAGAUGUUGCUCAAGGCCAAUGUCAGCCUAUUGGUGGGGCUAGUGGUAGUACUCUUUCGGAGCAUGGUAUUGCUAGUGAUCUGUCACAUGUCAAAAGCGAAUCAAGAAACCCUUUUAGUGGCGCACCAACUAAUGAUUCUGGUGACAGUAAGAGCGCUUCACCUGCUCUUGUGGAAAGAGCAGGGGAUUCUAGAGCGCCUUUGGAUGGUUCUUCGAGUUCACAACAGCAUGUAGAGACUCCAAUCGUUUCUGAUCUCAAACGUGGUGAUUCUGGGGAUGUUUCCGUAACCACAACUGCUAAUAAAGAAGGUUAUUCAGAUGCUGAGGGAGCUUACCAGUUUCAUGAGCAAAGAAAACUUGGGGUUCAUAGGACAAAAGGCAUCAAUAUGCCUGAUUCUAAAUUGAAAAUACCAAGUCCUUCAUCUGAUGAAGAUAAGAAAGUGGAUUACGCAGAUGAGCGAACAGUAGAGAACAGUGAACCAGUGGUAUCAGAAGCAGCCUCUGGGAGUGCAAAAGUCGAGAAGGAAAAUGAAAAAUCGACAUGCUCUUCUUCAGAAAUGGGUGGGGACGAUCAGAAUGCUAACAAGGAGUCAAGUAAUGACGUAGUAGCAGAUCAGAAGCCACCUCUUAUGGCAGUAAGUCACUCAGAGUCCAAGGAGGGGAAAACUGAGGAUCCUAUGGUACGCUCUGGUUCUGGAAAUACUUUGGACAUGGAAUGCAAGGUUGAAAAGGUUGAUGAUGCAAAGGCUGGAGGUCUAACUGAGCAGGCAGAUAGACAAACAGGGGAUUUCUGUUCUUCGGCUUCAGAUCAUGACAAUGAACGUGGUCGGGAGAACCUGGAAACAAAAGAUUCUAUUGCUCCUUCAGCUGGUCCAGCUCCCCACAUUGAGUUACCCACACCCACACUUACUGCGCAUGAAGAUGAACACUCAGAGAAAUCUAGCAGGCUUAAGAUGGAUGGUUUAGAAUCAGGCAAGACUGAGGAACAGCAAGUUUGCAAUACGAAUACAUCUGGGCCGGAUGCCACUGUGAAAUUGGACUUUGAUUUAAAUGAAGGUUUCCCUCCUGAUGAUGGGAGUCAAGGGGACCUUGUGAAAACAGGCGAUCCUGGAAGUUCAUCCGCUAUUCAUUUGCCGUGCCCUUUACCUUUUCAAAAUUCUUCUAUUUCUGGGGGCUUCCCUGCUUCAAUUACUGUGGCUGCACCUGCUAAAGGAGCAUUUAAUCCUCCAGAAAACUUAUUGCGCAGUAAAGUUGAACUUGGAUGGAAAGGUUCGGCAGCCACCAGUGCAUUUAGGCCGGCGGAACCCAGAAAGAACUGUGAUAUAGGUGAUUCCACUGUUAGCAAAAAUGUUCGUACUCCUUUGGACUUUGACCUGAAUGUUGCAGAUGAAAGAGCUUUAGAGGAUGAGUCCGGGCCUCCUGAUCGUGGUGCUGGUGCUGGAGGACUUGAUCUUGACUUGAAUAGAGUUGAUGAGAAUCCUGACGUCGGGCCUUUCUCUGCUAGCAACAAUUCGAGGUUGGAAAUUGCUUCUUUGCCAACUAGAUCAUCACUAUCUAGUGGUUUGUCUAACGGUGGAGGUAACGUUUCUAGAGACUUUGAUUUAAACAAUGGGCCUGGCCUUGAUGAAGUUGGCACUGAAGCAGCACCUCGCGUCCAGCCUAUCAAAAGCAACAUGCCAAUGCCUCCAGCAGGACCUGUUCCUGGGAUAAGAAUGAACAAUCCGGAAUUUGGGAACUUCUCGUCAUGGUUCCCUCCUGGCAAUACAUUUUCAGCUAUCACCGUCCCACCGAUUUUUACAGCUAGGGGAGAGCAGAACUACGUUGCUCCAGCUGGUUCUCAGAGGGUCAUGUGUCCUCCUACCGCUAGCACCUCAUUUGGUCAUGAGAUUUACAGGGGACCAGUGCUCUCGUCCUCUCCUGCAGUGGCAUUUCCACCAGCUUCCCAAAUUCCAUAUCCCGGAUUCCCUUUUGAAACCAGUUUUCCUCUGUCUUCAAACUCCUUUUCUGGCUCACCAGCAUAUAUGGAUUCUACUGGUGGGGCAGUAUGUUUCCCAAACAUUCCCUCAUCUCUGGUCGGGCCUGCGGGUAUGGUAUCUUCACCUUACCCUCGUCCCUUUGUGAUGAACCUUCCAGGGGGUGCCAGUAACAUCGGUCCUGAUGGUAGGAAAUGGGGAAGUCAGGGUUUGGACCUUAAUGCAGGUCCGGGGGGGAUAGAUACAGAGCGGAGAGAUGAGAGAUUGCCUUCAGGGUUGAGGCAGCUUUCUGUUCCCAGUUCACAAGCCAUUGUAGAGGAGCAGAUAAAGAGGUAUCAGGUUGGAGGUGUAUUGAAGAGAAAGGAGCCCGAUGGUGGACUUGAUGCGGUAGAUAGAAUCAGCUACAAGCAACCUUCAUGGCAGUAGGAUUGUGGUUCAAUGAUUACAACCGCAGAACAUCUUGAGGCCUGCUCUUCGAGAUGAUUGUAUUGUCAGAAGCACUCGGAUAUGUUUAAUUUAACGAUCAGAGAAUUUGGAGGCGAGGCCUGAGCGCUCAUUUCCCUGAACACUGCCAUACCACCUCUAACUUUGGAAAAUUGUUAGGGCCCUGGAAUCAGUCGUAUUAAAUCGAAUCUUUUCUGACAGAUUGGCCUCUGCAGAUAAGUUUCUCCCCUGUAGAUAUCUAACUCAAGAAAAACAUCUUGCUGUGCUGCCUAGAAACUAAGGAAUUUGGUGCGCUAUGUAAGGACAAUGCUCAUUCAGGUACAUGACAACCCCGAUCCUUACCCGGUUCAUUUUAUAGGAAAGGAUUGUAUGUAUGAACCGUCCGGGCUGAGGCCGGGCAUGUAUCUUCUGUCAAUUUUUUUUUCUUCCCCCUUCCAGUUACCAAAUAUAGUUAUUUACUUUAGUCAUGACUGCCGAAUUUUGUUACUUUAAUCAUUCUGGUUAUUGAUAUUUGCACAGGCUGCCGUGUAUUUUGUACGUUCCUUUUGUAUUAUAAGUUAUAGCCAGAAUCGGAACCUUUCUCGCAACUUAGAGGAAAUUUUGGACAGGCCUUUGCGUUUGGUGCAAUUUGA
Morus notabilis is the source of this 5900-nucleotide messenger RNA. RefSeq names its product dentin sialophosphoprotein. NCBI's taxonomy places the organism in Eukaryota, Viridiplantae, Streptophyta, Magnoliopsida, Rosales, Moraceae. The coding region runs from base 448 to 5250 and encodes 1600 amino acids. The record is from RefSeq and is a predicted model, not a curated record. Gene Ontology annotation, cellular component: nucleus. Gene Ontology annotation, molecular function: chromatin binding. The transcript has 4 exons.